GAAGGGACAUUAAUCAGCUCUUUUGUAUGGGCUGUUUGCACUUUGGGGUUUGGCCUGAAAAGGGGAGAGGAAACAGCUUCAUUGAAGCUCGACUCACUGGGGUUGCAGAAGAGCAGGCACUGCUGGAAUAGAAUCCACUCUCAGUUAAGUUCCAACACGCCAUUCACCAUGCUGAAGAUUAUUACCAUCCUGUUCAGUGUUCUAGGCAGCAGUCAUUUAGUAACUGUGAAGGUUCUAAACCAACGCCUCAAUGUGACUGAUGGAGGGAGCGCCACUCUGCAGUGCACCUAUACAACUAAUAUAGACACAACAACCAAUUUAAACAUUCAGUGGACCUUUCACCAGGCAAACUCACAAAAAACUGAUCAGCCCACACUGUGCCUAAGUGUUGACAGUUCGGACAAGUCUUCCGAGAGCCACUGUCUCAAGACCGUGUAUGGCACUGAUAAACGGGGGAGAUGUAGCUGGAAAAACCAGAUCUAUUACUAUGAAGGUGGACAGUCCUACAGUCUGGGGAGCUUUGAAAACAGGAUCAAAGCAGCAACAUACCCAAACAACGCAACGAUAACCAUCAGCAACAUGCAGCCACCCGACUCCGGUGUCUACAUCUGUGAGGUGAACAACCCACCGGACUUCCAGGGCAACAACCAAGGCUUGUUCUUUGUUUCUGUAUUAGUCGAGCCAUCAAAACCACUUUGUGCCAUCCAUGGGACACCAGAAUCAGGUCACCGGGUAUCCCUGUCCUGUCACUCACAGCAAGGAAACCCCGCCCCUACCUAUACCUGGAGUAAAAUCAAUGAUGGGGUUGCCACAAAACCACUGGGACAAAUGGAUAUCAUAACUGGCAGUAUGACGAUUGGAAAUCUGUCCCAGUUUGAAACCGGUACUUAUCAGUGCAAUGCUUCCAACAGCCAGGGGUUCUCUAUCUGCACAGUGGAGCUCUCUGAAGGUGCACAUGAAGGAGCUAUCGUUGGAGCCGUGAUCGGGGCUGUUGUGAUUGCAGUCAUUAUAGGGACGGUUGUCUGGUUUAUCUCAAGCAAGAAGAAGGGGAAAUAUAACAAGAAUAAAUCCGCUGGUACUGAACUGCAGACAAAAGCUCAAAGCGAUAGUGCUGUGAGGUAUCAAGAUAUCCCCACUGUGGAGACGGCUCCUGUCCAGGCCCAUGCUGUGGAGGUCCAGAAGGAGGAGCCCCGUGUUCUGGGGGAGGAGCAGGAGGAUCUGCAGAACAGUACAUCUGUGGAAGCAUAAGAGGGGCGAGAGGAACAGGGGGCUAUGCAAACCCAGCAGGCCAGCACUGAGGUGAUGCAGGGCGAUUGUAAAAAGCCAGUAGCUUCAAAUGUCAUUUUAUGAGUCUGUUCACCUUUCCCUUCUUUGAAGGAUGUUUGCAAUCAUUUUGAUGAGUUCUAGGUUUUGAUGCUCUAGUAUUGAGUUAUUAGCAUUUGUUCUCUAUAUCUGUCUUUACCUGGCUUGGGACUUGCUUUGAGUCUGUCUGUAAGAUUAUAGCUGCCUAGCACUGAACAGAUCUCAUUCCAGCCAAUAGGGUGAGUAGAUGGGACCAGCCAAGUGGAAGAGUCAUUUUGUCACAUGAGGAAGUUGUUCAGUGUGGGCAAUUGUAAUUCCCAGUCAAGCUCACAGACAGAUACACUCAGAUAUAGGGAAAAUUUAACUCAAUAUUCGAUCUAUGGAACCCAGAAUCACUCACCAUAGUUUCAUAUAUCAUAAAAAAGACAAGGGAACAUUUGAAGCUGCUCGCUCUUUUAUUACUUGAACGUUGGCUGACCGUUUAGCUGUAUGUAUCCUGCAGUUGUUCCCCUCCAUGGGUGAUUUAAAGAGCCUCUCAUUGACAUGACUAAUAGACAGCACAGCCGUGGCCAGCUAUUCACUCACUGCUGAUCUACUGAAGGCUUCAGCAUAUCCGCAAUGAUACAGUGAAACUUUAUAAAACCUGGGACUUCAAUGCAAUGGAUGCUUAGUUCUGUUGGUAACAUGAGCUUCAGCAUGUGACACCUGCUGGUGAAAAAUAGUAUUUCAGAAGUAAUCUGUGAAGUUCCAGUUUUAAAUCAGAUAACUCCUUAUAGUGUUCAAAAUGGGUUAACCAAACCCCUGAGCACAUUGACCCCAGUUACGCUGCAGAUUACAGCGCAUCACACUAUAUCAUUUUUAUAGCUAGCCAUGGCUGCCCUGUAGUUUACUGACUGUUUGCUUUACAGUUGUUUUUUAAGUGUUCUGGUAACAAGCUCUUCCAAUGGUGUUUUAAUUUUAUUUUAUUUACAUUUUUUAAGAUUUCAUAUUCAAUUAAGUUCAAUUAACAGUUAAGAAAAUACUCCAAUAUGAUUAUGCCUGAUUAUGCAUGUUACAAUGUUAUGUUGAUAACAAGGGUGGCUUUGUUUGGGACAGCAUGUUUCACUGUCAUU
Polyodon spathula (Mississippi paddlefish) is the source of this 2414-nucleotide messenger RNA. RefSeq names its product V-set and immunoglobulin domain-containing protein 1-like. The transcript has 8 exons. The coding region runs from base 169 to 1248 and encodes 359 amino acids. The record is from RefSeq and is a predicted model, not a curated record. NCBI's taxonomy places the organism in Eukaryota, Metazoa, Chordata, Actinopteri, Acipenseriformes, Polyodontidae. Gene Ontology annotation, biological process: epithelial cell morphogenesis; maintenance of gastrointestinal epithelium. Gene Ontology annotation, cellular component: plasma membrane.